AUGGACCCCCCGCCCCCCACGCCCUCCGCCCCGCACCUGCCCAAGGAGAAACACGACUCCAACGGAUACAACGAUCCAACGGCCACAGCGAGCCCAACGGCUACAACACCACCCCCCCACCCCGCCAGCAUGGCGCUCCCUCAUCCCCACAGGCAUCGACCUCUUCACCGCAUCCGUCUACCCCGCCACCCUUCUCCUCGGCUCCGUCUACAGCACCCUCUCCCCCGACACCGCCUCAACCGACUCCUACUUCUCGCGCAAAUCCAACUUUGCAAACAUCUUCUUCGUCAAAUACGGCUGGCUCUGGACCACCCUCGUCUUUGCCCUGCACCUCACGCGGCUGCGCUCCCCCUCGCGGCCACAAGCCCUGCUGCGCUACGCCCUCGCACACUCUGGUGGGUGGCCGUCACGCAGUGGUUCUUUGGCGCGCCAAUCAUGGACCGCACCUUCACGCUCACGGGCGGGGCGUGCCGCGCCGUCAUGCGCGACCCCGGCGCCGUGAAGGAGGUGCUGGGCGAGAAGGUGCUUGCCGCGACGAGCGCGGCGUGUAAGCUGGCGGGCGGGCGGUGGCGCGGCGGCCAUGAUCUGAGUGGGCAUACGUUCCUGCUGACGCAUGCGAGUUUGUUUCUGUGGAGUGAGGUGAUGCCGGUGCUGCGUGGGGUGCGUGGGUGGAGGGGGUGGCGGACGGGGGGUGUGGUGGGGUUGUUGGCCGUGUGGUGGUGGAUGUUGUUGAUGACGGGGUGUACUUUCAUACGUGGAGGGAGAAGUUGA
Morchella importuna is the source of this 771-nucleotide messenger RNA. RefSeq lists its product as uncharacterized. Bases 1 to 771 code for a protein of 256 amino acids. Lineage: Eukaryota; Fungi; Ascomycota; Pezizomycetes; Pezizales; Morchellaceae. Gene Ontology annotation, cellular component: endoplasmic reticulum membrane. The record is from RefSeq and is a predicted model, not a curated record. The transcript is spliced from 2 exons. Gene Ontology annotation, biological process: phospholipid biosynthetic process; lipid storage; lipid droplet organization.